Spodoptera frugiperda (fall armyworm) is the source of this 2329-nucleotide messenger RNA. RefSeq names its product serine/threonine-protein phosphatase PP2A 65 kDa regulatory subunit (gene Pp2A-29B). Lineage: Eukaryota; Metazoa; Arthropoda; Insecta; Lepidoptera; Noctuidae. The transcript is spliced from 6 exons. Gene Ontology annotation, cellular component: protein phosphatase type 2A complex; cytoplasm. Gene Ontology annotation, biological process: protein dephosphorylation. The record is from RefSeq and is a predicted model, not a curated record. Gene Ontology annotation, molecular function: protein phosphatase regulator activity; protein binding. Bases 159 to 1931 code for a protein of 590 amino acids.
ACUUGAAAUUUAAAAAAAAAACACAAGCUGCCAUUUUGCUGCAUUUGAGUUCAAUAGCGUUCGUUUUUUUGAUAAUACUCGCAAUAACUUCAUAAAUCUGUUGAAAAUCUUGAACAGUUCGUGUAAUUUGAAAUCGAAGCAGCACAACAAACAUAAAAAUGGCAGCGAGCGACUCUGGGACAGAUGAGUCACUGUAUCCUAUUGCGGUGCUCAUUGACGAAUUGAAAAACGAGGAUGUACAGCUCCGUUUGAACUCUAUCAAGAAGUUAUCCACCAUCGCGCUGGCGCUGGGUGUAGAGAGGACCAGGUCGGAGCUGAUCCCCUUCCUCACGGAGACCAUUUACGACGAAGAUGAAGUUUUACUCGCUCUCGCCGAACAACUAGGAAACUUCAUCAACCUGGUCGGUGGUGGUGAGUUCGCCCACUGCCUGCUCCCGCCUCUAGAGUCACUGGCGACCGUCGAAGAGACCGUAGUCCGUGACAAGGCAGUAGCUUCACUCCGUGCUGUAGCCGCCCACCACACCCCACAAGCUUUGGAGCAACACUUCGUACCACUGGUCCAGCGCCUUGCAGGAGGUGAUUGGUUCACAUCCCGUGCCUCUGCUUGUGGCUUGUUCAGUGUAUGCUACCCCCGCGUGUCAGCGCCGGUGAAGGCCGAGCUCCGCCAGCACUUCCGCUCGCUGUGCCAGGAUGACACGCCCAUGGUGCGCCGCGCCGCCGCCUACAAGCUCGGAGAGUUCGCCAGGGUCGUGGAAGUGGAGUACGUCAAGAGCGACCUGAUUCCUAUGUUCGUUACACUAGCUCAGGAUGAACAAGACUCAGUCCGUCUGCUGGCGGCGGAGGCGUGCGCGGCGGUAGCAGCCCUGCUGCCGCCGGAGGACAUGGAGCAGCUCGUGAUGCCGACCGUCCGCGCCCGCGCCGGGGACACCUCCUGGAGGGUGCGCUACAUGGUCGCUGAUAAGUUUGUAGAGCUGCAGCAGGCAGUAGGACCUGAGCUGGCUCGCUCCGACCUGGCGCAGAUCUUCCAAGGUCUGCUCAAGGACACUGAGGCCGAAGUACGCGCCGCUGCCGCUGGCAAGGUAAAGGACUUCUGCAUGAACCUGGACAAGGCGCACCAGGAGCACAUCAUCAUGACCAUGAUCCUGCCACAAAUCAAGGACCUGGUCUGUGACGCCAACCAGCACGUCAAGUCCGCACUGGCAUCCGUUAUCAUGGGCCUCAGCCCCAUCGUCGGGCGACAGAACACCAUCGAGCACCUCCUGCCCCUGUUCCUCACACAACUGAAGGACGAGUGCCCCGAGGUCAGGCUGAACAUCAUCUCCAACCUCGAGUGCGUUAACGAAGUCAUCGGCAUCCAGCAGCUGGUGCAAUCCCUUCUCCCCGCCAUCGUGGAGUUGGCUGAAGACACAAAAUGGCGCGUCCGCCUCGCCAUCAUCGAACACAUGCCACUCCUCGCCGGCCAGCUCGGGCAGGAGUUCUUCGACGAGAAACUGACCGGACUCUGCAUGUCCUGGCUCAUCGACCACGUGUACGCCAUCCGCGAGGCCGCCACACUUAACCUCAAGAAAUUAGUAGAACAAUACGGAUCUCAGUGGGCAGAGACCAACGUUAUCCCCAAGGUACUGGCCAUGUCCCGUGAACAGAACUACCUGCACAGAAUGACUUACUUGUUCUGCAUCAACGUGCUGUCCGAGGUCUGCGGCAAGGACAUCACCACCAGGGUGCUGCUGCCCACCGUGCUGUCCAUGGCCGACGACAACGUCGCCAACGUUAGGUUCAACGUCGCCAAGACUCUGCAAAAGAUGGCGCCCUUCCUAGACCCCGCGGUGAUCCAGCCGCAAGUGAAGCCCGUGCUUGAGAAACUAAAUGUAGAUCCUGAUGUUGAUGUAAAGUACUUCGCCUCGGAAGCGAUCGCCGGAAUCGCGGGGUAAAUUAAAUAUAAGGCCAUUUAUAAAAAAUGCAUUUGUCGUAGCAAAAUUCACAGUAAGUUGCGGGUAUUCAUCAACGGGCACCGUUCGGAUAGCUAGAAAAAUGCAGUUUUUGUUAUUCUACUUAUAAUUCAAAUUAACAUUAGUAAUGAUUACACGAUCCCUGCGGUCUAUAGGUAUAAGCUGGAGUAUUUUAUAAUCUAGUAUUUAUAUUUAUUACCCAUGUAACGCCCGGCGUAAUCCCAGUUUCACGGGAAAUUUUCGUAUAUGUAUUUGUAGAAAAUUAAUUUUCUUCAUUCCAGUCAACAUCAGAAUACUUAAAAUUGUCUACAUGACUAUGCAGAGCAUGUACAUAGUGUCUGAUACAAUACAAUUAUUGAAAUAAAUAUAAAUAAAUAACA